This is a messenger RNA of Mauremys reevesii (Reeves's turtle), 1454 nucleotides long. RefSeq names its product potassium channel tetramerization domain containing 11 (gene KCTD11). Gene Ontology annotation, molecular function: protein binding. The transcript has 3 exons. Lineage: Eukaryota; Metazoa; Chordata; Testudines; Geoemydidae. Gene Ontology annotation, biological process: protein homooligomerization; positive regulation of neuron differentiation. The coding region runs from base 48 to 992 and encodes 314 amino acids. The record is from RefSeq and is a predicted model, not a curated record.
GUAGCCUGGACAGAGGGAGGGAGGGAGCGGCGAACCCAGGUGCUGGGAUGGGGGAGGACGAGGAGGAUCGGCGGCCGGUGCCGGCGGCCGGGGGGGACCCCCCGGGGCUGCCCGUGGGCCCUGUCACCCUGAACGUCGGCGGCACCUUCUACAGCACCACGCUGGAGACCCUGACCCGCUUCCCCGACUCCAUGCUGGGGGCCAUGUUCCGGGGGCCCCGGCCGGCCCGCACCGACCGCCGGGGCCACUACGUCAUCGACCGCGACGGCAAAGCCUUCCGGCACGUCCUCAACUUCCUGCGCCUGGGCCGGCUCGACCUGCCCGAGGGCUACCCGGAGCUGGCCCUGCUCCGGGCCGAGGCCGACUUCUACCAGAUCCGGCCCCUGCUGGCAGAGCUGAGCCGGCUGGCGGCCGAGCGCCGGCGGCGCCGGGCCGGCGCCGUGCUCCACGCCGACGUCGACGGCCGGGAGCGGCUGCUGCACUUCACCGUCCGGCGCGGGCCGCAGGAUUACGGCCUCAGCACCUGCCCGCUCCGCGUCUUCACCGCCAACGUCUUCUGCACCGACGGGCAGUUCCUGGCGCUGCUGGCCGCCCGGCUGGGCCAGGCCGGCGGGGCGGGUCCCCGCCUGAGCCAUCUCGCCGAGGCCGAAUCCAACCACCGGCUCGGGGAUGGGGCCGCCCGAGAGGAGGGAUCCGGUCAGGAGCUGCGCCCGGCCGUCCCCGCGGAGGAGGAGGAGGCGGGCCGGAGCCGGCACCACCUGCGUCUGGAGUGGGCCCCGCGGCCCCCCGGCCUGCCCGAGGCGGAGUACGCCAAGCAGAAAGUGCGGCCUCUCCGGACGGCGCCGCCGGACGCGCGGGAGGUGGCCACGGCGGCGGAGUUCCUGGAGGAGGUGCUGAAGGCCGCCCUGGACCAAGGCUUCCGGGUGGAUUCGGUCUUCCCCGACCCGGAGGACAUCCUCAACUCGCGCUCGCUGCGCUUCGUCCGCCACUGACCGCCGAGGAGGGAGCAGAGGAAUCGGCCGGGGUACGAGGAGGGGGGGGCUGAUCUCACCUGACCGCAGUGGUGGGCACCGAACCGAUUCUCUGUCUCCCGAUGGAUCCUGUGUCCCCGUCAACGCCCUGGGUUUUGGGGAGCGGAGCCCAGCCGGGUCCUGACCCACUCCCCCCACAGCUGGGAAAUGAAGACCCUGGGAUCGGAACCAGCCACCUGACCGGGACUGGGGGGGGGGCAGGAGGGACUUCCAGCUCCCCUGCCUGGGGCUUGAGCUGCUAGUUGUGGGGGGCGGCGGGGGAGGAUUUUGGGGUGACUGAUUAAUGCCUGUAUCUGCACUUUAAGGUUAUGUUACUAUUGUACAGUUAAUUCCCCCCCCCCCAUGGCCCUACCUUCCUCCUACUGCACGUAUGGGGGUGGAGGCAGCUGGGAGCCGGACUCCUGGGUUCUCUCCCCGGCUCUG